GUUGGUCGAUGGAGGAAACAACAAGCAGCUAGUCACCAUGAGGGUCCCUGAAACACUGAUCUGGGCCGCGUUUCUCAUCCACAAGGUGGUGGGAGAGUACGGCAUGGCCCAUUUCAGUGACAAGGGCAAGAGCAAUGGAAAGGAUUACUGCAUAUUCUUCAACUCACAGUGGGCUCGUCUACCUCAGGACCUCAAUAAGGCAUCCCGUCUUCAGAUCUAUGACCUGACAUCAUCGGUCCUCUGCUCACCCUCUGACGUCCCGGAGGGGGGCUUCCCAAAUCGCAUCCCCAUGGUGAUGAGAGGAAACUGCACUUUCUAUGAAAAGGUCAGGCUGGCCCAGAUUAACGGCGCAAAGGGGCUGCUCAUCGUCAGCAAGGACAGACUGACACCACCAGCAGGAAACAAGACUCAGUAUGAGGAGAUUGAUAUUCCUGUAGCACUGCUCAGCUACUCUGAUAUGCUGGACAUAAGCAAGACCUUUGGUAAAGGAAGACUGGUCGCCAUGUACGCGCCCAACGAGCCGGUGUUGGACUACAACAUGGUGAUCAUCUUUUUGAUGGCAGUAGGGACAGUCGCCAUUGGAGGUUACUGGGCCGGCAGCAGAGACAGCAAGAAACGCUACAUGAAGCACAAGCGUGACGACGGCGCGGAGAAGCAGGACGAGGAGAUCGUAGACGUCACUCCCAUCAUGAUCUGUGUGUUCGUGGUCAUGUGCUGCAGCAUGCUGGUGCUGCUCUACUUUUUCUACGAUAGCCUGGCUAUCUGGGUCAUAGCCAUCUUCUGUUUGGCCUCCUCUGUCGGCCUCCACAGCUGUCUGUGGCCGUUUGUCAGGAGACUCCCUUUUGGCAAGUGCAGGGUUCCGGAGAACAACUUGCCGUACUUACACAAACGGCCACAGAUCCGCAUGUUGCUGCUGUCGGCCUUCUGCAUUGGUGUCAGCAUCACCUGGAUGGUGUUUCGCAAUGAAGACCAGUGGGCGUGGGUGUUACAGGACGCCCUGGGGAUCGCCUUCUGUCUCUACAUGCUCAAAACAGUCAGACUCCCCACAUUUAAGGCUUGCACCUUGUUACUUUCUGUCCUGUUUAUCUAUGAUGUGUUCUUCGUAUUUAUUACACCCUUCUUUACAAAGAGUGGUGAAAGUAUAAUGGUGGAGGUAGCGGCUGGUCCCUCUGACUCCUCCACGCAUGAAAAGCUUCCCAUGGUGCUCAAGGUGCCGAGGUUAAACUUCUCUCCCCUGGCUCUCUGUGACCGGCCCUUCUCCCUCCUGGGCUUUGGCGAUAUCUUAGUACCAGGUCUGCUGGUGGCGUACUGUCACAGGUUUGACAAUUUAACACAAAACUCCAGGAUCUACUUUGUGGCCUGUACGAUUGCUUAUGGCAUCGGCCUGCUCAUCACCUUCGUGGCCCUGGCCCUGAUGCAGAUGGGUCAGCCGGCCUUGCUCUACCUGGUGCCUUGCACUCUGCUCACCAGCCUCACUGUAGCGCUGUGGCGCAGGGAGUUGCCCCAGUUCUGGACUGGAAGUGGAUUUGUGCCUCCCCUAGCGCUCACGCCGAUCAACUGUACACAAACUGCAGCGCCGCAGACAGAGGAGCACUUGACUAAACCGGAGACACAAACCACAGAAGAAGACUCACCCCAUUACCCGUCUCAGGAAACGACCCCAGCCGAGAAAGAUGAAGUGGAAAACAAAUCUAACUGAAAGGACGUCUAGUACGGCAUUUAACAUUUCACUUCAUGUUUUGUUUGUUUUUGUUUAAUCUGCAUUGUGUCUCAGUCAAUGGGCAUUUUAAGUACGGAUGUUUAUUUGCACUUGGUGUGAAGGGAAGAGAUGAGGAGAUCUGUGCUCAGCAGGGCGCCAGGAUUGGACACACGAGGUUGAAGCAUUGAAACUGCACCACAGGCCCGACACCUUCUAUUACCAGUCUGUUCCACCUGUUCAGGGAAUGAAAAGCCAAAUCUGGAAGCUACACAAGCUUUUAAACGCUAAAUACUCCCGCGACACUAAACUGAGGCUCCUAACAGCUUUAAAAGCCCAGUCACUCCAGCCUUUAGAAAACAGCUAAAGUUUACGACAAAGCCCAUUCAUUAAUGCAAUUAGUGGAUUUGUUCACAGGGGAGAGGUAAAUCCACACUAUUUUAUAACUUUGAGACAUCAUAAUAAGCAUCUUACUUAACCUCCUCUGAGAUCAGCAGAAAAUUAACCUGGAUUUAUUUUAAUAAUCAAAGAAUUCUUUCAGUCAUUUUAAAAAAAAAAAAAAAAGACAAAUAUUUGCAGGUUCCAGCUUUGCAAUUGUGAGGAUUUGAAGCUUUCGUGUCUCAUACAGAACUAAAUAUCUUUUGGCUUUAUCAAAUAAAAUGGUGUACAAUCCUGAGAACAAAAUCCAGAGUGAGUUAACACUCCAACAAAGAUAGGAAUAGAAACAAGCUUUGAGAUCAUUUGUGGAGGCUAUUGUGUUAGCAGUUAGCUCACCAGCUACAUUAGUUUACCUGCUGUCACCCAGCCUCUCGGACCAAAUAUUUCACCAUGCCAUUUUCUGGUGCGACAGGGCCUUAAAGGUCUCGGUAUGCUUGAAAAGCAUAAUACAUACACUACAUACCAUAACAAGCCAUUCUAAAUGUGUUUUUCCCUCCAUUACACUAACAACUACAGUCACAACAUAAUGUACAGCAGGGAUGGUAGAGGAGUUUCUUUAAAAUGACUGAGCCAAAGCUAUUAGAUUAUUUUAUUUUUAAACUGAAGCAUUUGUUGACGUUUUUUCCAUCUUACUUUUGGUAUAUUUUCUUUUGCAUGCUAUGAUUUUGAUUUGAUCGUUUAUAUAAAACCAGUUUAUAAUCUGGUGCGACCGUUAAAAUGUUGGGAUUGCUGUUUUGUUCUCCCCAGUAGUUACUCAUGUUGUCUUAAGACUUGGUUUCGGCCUUACUGUGUCCAUGUCGGGAGGUAAAGUAGAACAUGUCAAAGUUGCUUUAAGAGUACUGAACUCUAACUAACGCGGUGCUGUAGUUUACUGUACGAGUUGAGGAACGAGCGACUGGUCGUGUUACCAACGUUCCUAGAUUAGUUUGUACGAAGCAUUUGCACAAUUUUUUUUGUCGGUUCAUGUCUGUAUACGUUUAUGAAUACGCAAAGAAUUUAACUUUAAAGAAACGGAAACCAAGGUAUCAGUAUAUCAUAUAUAUAUAUAUUCAUCCUCCUUCUGACCUGAGGGUUUCAUCUUAAUCACCAGAGGCCAGAUAUAUUUCUGAUUCUCAUUCGUUUAUGAUGCCUAUUAACCAAGUUCAAUGUCCCUGUGUAGAAGUUGAGGUCAAAUUUAAAAAAUAAAAAAAAAUGUUUAUUUGUUCAGAGGUGAAAUCAGAGCAGCUUCGUUGUCUGGAUAAGUGCCCUCGCUGAUUCAACAGCAGUGUUCUCCAGCUCAUGAGAUUAUUCAUUCACCAGUAUAGUUUGUUGUCACCAAGUGGUUUUUAAAGCCUCUGUUGAGGAAUACAUAUAAUAA
This is a messenger RNA of Anoplopoma fimbria (sablefish), 3491 nucleotides long. It is a transcript of the gene sppl2b, whose product is annotated as signal peptide peptidase-like 2. Lineage: Eukaryota; Metazoa; Chordata; Actinopteri; Perciformes; Anoplopomatidae. The coding region runs from base 38 to 1699 and encodes 553 amino acids. Gene Ontology annotation, molecular function: aspartic endopeptidase activity, intramembrane cleaving. The record is from RefSeq and is a predicted model, not a curated record. Gene Ontology annotation, cellular component: Golgi-associated vesicle membrane; lumenal side of endoplasmic reticulum membrane; cytoplasmic side of endoplasmic reticulum membrane. The transcript is spliced from 15 exons. Gene Ontology annotation, biological process: membrane protein proteolysis.